Molecule: messenger RNA, 553 nt
Organism: Chiloscyllium plagiosum (whitespotted bambooshark)
Lineage: Eukaryota; Metazoa; Chordata; Chondrichthyes; Orectolobiformes; Hemiscylliidae
Source: RefSeq, a predicted model, not a curated record
UCCUCUGGAAAUGGCGGCGAGAUGUACAACAGACUUCAAGCCGGUUAGUCAUGUCAUCUUUGACAUGGACGGCCUCCUCCUGGACACGGAAAGACUGUACACUCUUGUGUUUGAUGAAGUCUGUGGCCGUUACAAUAAGAAGUUUACAUGGGAGUUGAAAUCCAUGAUUAUGGGUAUGCAGACCAUGGUCGUGGCCAAAAUUAUUUGUGAAAAACUGGAGCUUCCAAUUACUCCAGAGGACUUUGUGAAGGAAUGUUCCCUUAUAGAGAAACGCUUGUUUGCUUGUGCAAGCUUAAUGCCAGGUGUAGAGCAGUUAGUUCGCCAUCUCACCGAAUACAAUGUGCCAAUCGCAGUGGCUACCAGCUCGCCGAAGGAAAAGUAUAACCUAAAGACAUCCAGGCACAUGCCGAUCUUCUACUUAUUCCACCACAUUGUGUGUGGCGAUGACCCUGACGUCAAGAAAAGCAAGCCUGCUCCUGACAGCUUCCUGGUCUGUGCUAAGAGAUUUGACCCUCCACCACCUUUUGAAAAGUCUUGAACAUAUUCAACAACU